Fibroporia radiculosa is the source of this 855-nucleotide messenger RNA. RefSeq lists its product as uncharacterized. NCBI's taxonomy places the organism in Eukaryota, Fungi, Basidiomycota, Agaricomycetes, Polyporales, Fibroporiaceae. The record is from RefSeq and is a predicted model, not a curated record. The transcript is spliced from 4 exons. The coding region runs from base 1 to 855 and encodes 284 amino acids.
AUGCUGCCUCUCCGUGCAUAUAUCUUCAUUGGGCUCAACGCCGUGCGCGCCAUUAGCAUCAUAGCCUUACUGCUUGUCUUCGCGAGCAGCAUUUUUGACAUCACAAAGGACAUCAAAGCAUUCAACGAAUUCCAGUCGCAGGCAAACAGUACAAGUCUUCAGAAUUGUCAAUAUAUACCGAACAGCGACGUUCCCAACCAACCAGCUGGAAUAUUCUGGGCAGUCAUCAACCGCAUUCUCAUCAUCUUCGAGGUCAUCGUCCUCAUUCUGGCCGAAGUUGGCUGGCCAGCUGUUUUCUUUGAACACUUUUUCCCUGUCCUCGGACACGCCUUUGGCCUCGGUCCCCUAGGCAUCUUCCAGUGCUUGAUUGGAGCAACCAUCCUUUCUCACUACGUUGACGAUUUCACCCUCGUCGCCGCAUUCUUCUUGUUCUCUCUUGGCUGUCUCAACAUGUUCCUCGGCCUGAUCUUCCGCGAGAAGGCAAAGACGCGUCGCCUCGUCCUCUCGUGGCGCGCACAGGCAAAGGGGAUCCUACCCACCACCGUGCAGGAUGUCCAUGCGACUCUCCGUCCCGCAUCCGAUUUUGUCCCCAGUAUCCUCAAGAAUGGCAAUGAAAAGGUGCCAGGUCCGGAUGAGUUUGGGAGGAAGAAGGCAGGAUUUGGGUUUGGGAGGCAGGGGGAGAAGGCUGCGGGUCUGAAAGGCACGCUUCUUGAUCUCCAAGCCCUUGGAAACUCUUCCCCGCUAUGCACCUUCGACGCGGCCAGAAAGCCAAACCGAUUCACGCUCGAGCACGCCCGAACCCAUGUUCAAGUCCAGCGCCACAGCCAUCUGAGCAUGAAACAAGAAGACCAAUAA